Messenger RNA from Penaeus monodon (black tiger shrimp), 3190 nucleotides. RefSeq lists its product as uncharacterized. Gene Ontology annotation, molecular function: catalytic activity. The record is from RefSeq and is a predicted model, not a curated record. Gene Ontology annotation, biological process: nucleoside metabolic process. Lineage: Eukaryota; Metazoa; Arthropoda; Malacostraca; Decapoda; Penaeidae.
GGAACAUCGUUGUGCGAACACACCGCCGGAGGGACGCCACGGCCGCCGCCGCCAUGACCGACGUGGAGGAGCGGAUCGUGAUGACGCCGAAGGGCAAGACGGCCAAGUCGACCACCAUCAUGAUCGAGCGGCGGAAGAUGGAGGCGGCGCAGCAGGAGGGGAAGGUACACGUGGGCGCCGGGCAGCACUCCGGCAUCGUCAUCAAUAAGGAGACAAGGACGGAUGACCUGGAGGACACGCCCGCCCACCUGCAGCUGGAAUUCAAAGUGUUCCUGAUCAACGCACAGACGCAGAAGCACACGCAGGAGAGCCGCCAGCUGCGCUUCUGGUUCCAGGACGCCGUGCCGGAGAAGGAGCGAAUGAAGAGCGCGCAGGAGUUCUUCAAGGAGCUGGUGGCGCCCCUCGAGUUUCCAAGAGAUUACGUAGGCUUCAUAAAAAAGAUAAUGAAGAUGAUGCAGCACAAGUACAAGACGAUCAGCAAAACGGAGGUGGAGUUGAGGCAGCUCGAGGAAUCAGACAAGCCGCCCACGAGACCAUUUUGCUGGAUUCGUAAAGUGGAGGAUCAGAAGGCCGAGCUUAACGAGGAGAAGGUCUUGGAGAUGAUCGAGUCUUCAUACCCCAAUCCUAUUACAGUCAAGGAUAUGGCCAAGCGAUCGUCAGCUUCUCUGGAGGACGUGGAACUUUACAUCUCCGCCCUGACAGAGAAGGGCCUCAUUAAGCCAAUGGCACCUGGAUGCUACACACGUAUUGUGCAGAAUGAAACUGAUGUCAAGAUGAUAUCUCAGGUUGUGAGGCAGAUGCCGACCAUUGCAUCAAACAAGCAGCCCACAAUUGCCAUUAUCACAGCUCACUACGCAGAAAAAUUAGCAGUGGACACCAUGAUUGAGAACCAGGAAACCUUCGUCAGAUACACCACAGUCGGUGGUACAUACGGGGAGAGUAACAUCUACACACUAGGUAACAUCGGAGCACACAGGGUUGUGUGCACCAAACUCCCCACAGUCGGUCGUGAUCGGUCAGCCUCCAUUGCUGCUGGAAACACAACGACACGGUUGCUUGGGACUUUCCAGAAAGUGGACUAUGUUUUCCUUGUGGGAACGGCAGGAGGAGUUCCACACUACACAGAUUACAACAAGCAUGUCCGACUUGGUGAUGUUGUUGUGUCAACUCCUCCCGAUGGACAGAAGUUUAUAUACAUGUAUUGUGAGGGAGCAAAGGUAUUAGAAGAUGGACUGUUUGAGUUUGACACCAAGUCUUGGGGGCCACCUGACCUUACUCUACAGAAAAUUGCUCAACAGCUAAAGGAACAGGGUGAGGAGGCAUGUGGCCCAGCACCUUGGCUCCAGUACAUGUCCGAAGGCAAUGGCAAAUUAGCAGCACAGGAGAUGGACUUUAAGAGACCAGGUGAAGGAACAGACAAGUUGUACAUGAGUAUUGGAGGCUCAGACGUGAUUGAGGUAUCCCAUCCCAUGCCUCCCGAAGGGGCCGAGAAUGUCAGGGACCCGACAAAACCUCGCAUUCACAUGGGGGUGAUAGCCUCAGGUCACUCUGUGGUCUGCAACGAUCAAAUGAGGCAGGACUUUGCUUCUCAACUUGGCGUGCUCGCUUAUGACCAGGAGUUUGACGCAGUUGUGGAAUCCAUCUAUGGCAAUCGCAAGGACCACUACAUGUUCAUAAGGGGCAUUUCUGAUUACCAAUUAGAAGAGCAAAGAACUUUAAAUAGUUUGUUAAUGCUUAUGUGGAUUUCCAGAUAAUGCAAGAUGUUUAAUUUUUGCACUACUUUUUCUAAUUUUCAUGAGAUGAAAAUAUGAGUGUGCAUAAUUGAAAUGGUGCUUUGAUACUGAAGGACUUUGACUUUUACUGUAAUCAUUAUUUUUUCUGCAUUCCAGUCUUUGUGAAUUCUUGUGGUGUAUAGUAUUAUUCCAUGUAGAUGGCCAGUCACUGAGUACAGUAAUUCAUAUCAGCUGGACUCAAAUUAUUAUUAUGAGAGAUUUGACAAGUAGAAAGCUUGGAAUGCCAGAAAUAUAGAUUAAUUGUUUAAAUGGUUAGUUUAUUUAUUAAAUGGUUCAUUAUGCAGUAUAGUGACUUGGAAGUUUGAUAUUUUUAUUCAUAUACACAAUGAGCAUUGCAGAAAUCAAGAAUGUUUCUUGAUAUUCUGUAUACAAAAGUUUGUUUUAAUGUUUGGAAUAAUUGUAACAGCCUGGGUUUACAUGGUACACUGUUCAGGAAAUAUUACAUUACUGGAAGAAGGAACAUAUUAAAGUUGAUUUUUCACUGACUUUAAGAACAAAUGGGACUAUAGAGGAGGCAGAGGGAAUCUUCGAAAUGGAGACUUUAUUUCUUCAGAAGUAUCUGGUCUUCCUUCAGUGACUAGCCUUGUAUAUGUGUGUGUUCAACUCUCUCAUCUCCCUGAUACAUGUUACUCCUGUUACACAUGAAUAUGAUAUUUUAUUGACGUUGUUGCUCCUGUGCAUUAAGAUAAAGGAUAAAUAUAUUGAUAGAUAUAUAUAUAGAUAUAUGACUUUGCUUAUGGUAGGGUAAAUUUAGGCUUGAGCUAACAUCUUGUCAUCACUAGAUAUAUUAGGAAAUUACUUAUUAGAUUUUUUUUUUUUUCAUUAUACAUUGUGGUCUCAUCUGAAUCUAUUAAUGCGUAUUUCUAGAAUGUUUUGUUUUUUAUUGUUAGUUUUAUCCUUCUUACUCUUUUUUCUUAACUGUGUAGGAUCUUUCAUUUAUAUUGUGGAAAUGUUGCUCAUGUUAUACAAUCAUCCACACUUAUUAGAACUUUUUGCUGCACAAAAAAGAUACAUAAGCAUCAGUAUUUUUAUUAAGGUUAGGACACGCAUCAAGCAUGAUCUGGAAUGAAGUGUACCAGUGCUAGUCUCUUUAUGUUUAUGAUAUUAACUGUAUGUUUCAUGUGUGCUAUUUCAUUUAUACUGGUCACACUGAUAUCAGAUGGUGUCACUCUUAGGUAGCGUGAUCUGUGAAGUCAAGAUUCCUUUCCUUUGUAACAAUAGCAUUUAUAGAUAACUUCCAAUUUAGCAUUUUUCUUGUUAAGCCAAUCUUGUCAUAGGAUUUCCACUUCCUGUGUUUUCCACUGCAGUGUUGAAAGAUUGUCAGAUACGAGCAUAUGGUGAAGUGUGCCAACGGACACCAAAGAAGAACUAAUCAAAUAAAGAUGAUGAAAGUCUUA